AUGGUUUGCAGUGUGGUUGUUAUUUCAUUCCUCUGUCCAACAGCGCCAUACACGGACGAAUGUGGCAACUUUGGAGUUCUAUGGAACUGUAGUGGACUUAAUGCAGACAGAAUCCCCGAAAAAAUACCACAAAAGUUACGAAACCGCUAUGUGAUUUUGGAUUUGUCAUUUAAUAGAUUUUCUAUUUUAACAGAAAUGACGUUUAAAAAUCUUGCUGGGUUUUCAGUUGUGUCAUCCAUAAUCCUUAAUCAUAACAAAAUUACAAACAUCGAAAAUAAGACCUUCCAUAGACUUUCUAGUUUAUGCAGUCUAGAUCUUUCAAGUUGUGAGCUUGUUAAAAACGGAAUAGAAGUUGAAGCUUUCUCCUAUAUACACAACCUAAAGUUCCUUCGACUUGAUCAAAAUAAUUUCCAGUCAGAUGGAUACCCGGAUGUUGCCCUUUCUGCAAUUCAGUCAUUAUCGAGUCUUCAUAUCGACAUUUUCAACGAAUUUUUAUUUACAGCACCAUUUGAAAACUUAACAAACUUAUCUGAAUUACACUUUCAUAUUUUGAAUGAUUUAAGCUUGACAAAUACAUCAUUUUUAGGACUCCGGCGCUCCAAAAUUUAUCGCCUUGAUAUGUUUUUUCAUGGUCACGUAUUUUGUGACGUCAAUGAAGAUCUAUUUUGUUCCUUUCCAUAUUUAACGGAAGAGGUAACUAUUGACUUUGGUGGAAAGUGUGACAUUACUCCGGCCUUGCGCUCACUAAAAUGUUUCCAGCAUCACAAUAUUGGAAAAAUUGUUAUGGAUCAAAACACUAAAGAUCUUGAAACAGGUAUCAUAGUUUUAGAUGAUUGGUUGUCAGAAUAUCUUAUCAAUGUCUGUACCAGUACUUUAUCUUUGGUUGGCAAUGGCAUUAACUAUAUCAAUUUUCAUAUUGACAAUACAACUUUUUUGAAUUGCCUACAGUAUAUAGAUUUAAGAAGAAAUCAUUUGCAUGGUGUGGAUAUGUCAUACUUCCUUACUGUGUUAUCAGCUCCAAAAAUUAAGAAUAUAAAUGUGUGUUGCAAUGGCCCACAACCCUUGGAAAACCAGUUGAGUAUCUAUAAAUAUAAUAGAUCAAUAAUCUCUAUAAAUAUAACACUGUCGAAAAAUCUUGAACUUCUAGACAUUUCGAGAAAUUAUAUACAUAACGUAAAAAGAUGGACACCUAGUUUCAAACUUAUCGGUGUAAGAUUACAAGAAUUGUACAUUCAAGAAACAAAUUUUUUCCUGGCAUACGUCGACCAAUUUCUCAACAUAUCGGGUAAUAGCUUUGAAAAAGUACACUCAGAUUUAUUUCAGCAUUCUCGAGGAAUUCAGAGCUUAUAUGCGAUUGGCAUGAAUCUAAAUUUCACAGAAAAAUCAAAUUCGAAAAAUAUAUUCAGAAAUCUAAAAAAUCUUUCUUCAAUCGAUUUUUCAAGAAACAAAUUGAAUUAUUUACCUUUCUCUCUUUUGAAAGACCAGCAUCAUUCUUUAAUAAAAAUAAACCUAGACAAUAACAAAUUUUCAAACAUUCCUGACACCUUCGAAUAUAUGCAGAAUUUGAAAUAUCUGCAUUUGCGAUACAAUUUGAUAUCGGAGUUCUCAAAUAAUGACCAAAAUAUCAUUAAAACAUUUAUUGCAAUAUCAAUUUUUAUAGAAGGCAAUCCGAUUUCUUGUACCUGUUCAGCUAUUCAGUCUUUGAGAUGGAUGAGAAGUCACAAACAUGUAUUUUCUGAUAUUGAUAAAACGUUAUGCGCAGGAAACCGAGUACCUGUCAACCACUUAUUUGAUAAUGAACCAAUCUGGAAAAAAUUCGAUAAAGAAUGCCAAACUAAACAAUGGCUUAUUUUCUCUGUGGUGUUGAUUUUGAUUACUUUGUCUGUACUUAUUAUAGUAACUGCUUUACGAAGAUACCGUAUACACGUGGAAUAUGUUAUACUGCGACUUAAAAACAGAUGGAAGGGUGUUCAUUUACAGAACAAAGAAAACAACUACAUUUAUGAUGUAUUUGUGUCUUAUUCUGAAGAAGACUCUAUGUGGAUUGUUCAUUCUUUGUACCAAAAAUUAAAAAGUUUGAACAUCAAGGCGUGGCUUAAGGAUAAAGAUUCAACUCCAGGAAAAUGGGAGGCAGAAGAAAUAGUGAAAUGUAUAAAUGAAAGUCGAAAAGUGUUGUUUGUGAUCACCGAAUGUUUUCUGGAGAGUGGUUGGGCCUCAUACGCCGUCCAGAUGGCGGUCACUCACGCCUUCCACAACCAGCGUCAGAGUUCCAUUGUUGUCAUCAUCAAAGAUGAUAUACCGUUAGAGAGACUCCCGAACGAUAUCAAAAAUAUAUUUUGGUGUAUUGAGUAUUUGAGGUGGCCUACAGAACGUGAAAGCGAUGAUUUAAUAAUGGUGGAGUUAUCUAGUUUGCUUAAACCUAUUGAUGUGUAA
Messenger RNA from Saccostrea cuccullata (small rock oyster), 2433 nucleotides. RefSeq names its product toll-like receptor 2. Gene Ontology annotation, cellular component: plasma membrane. The record is from RefSeq and is a predicted model, not a curated record. The transcript has 2 exons. Gene Ontology annotation, molecular function: transmembrane signaling receptor activity; protein binding. The coding region runs from base 1 to 2433 and encodes 810 amino acids. Lineage: Eukaryota; Metazoa; Mollusca; Bivalvia; Ostreida; Ostreidae. Gene Ontology annotation, biological process: toll-like receptor signaling pathway; immune response; inflammatory response.